Ananas comosus (pineapple) is the source of this 900-nucleotide messenger RNA. Its product is annotated as peptidyl-prolyl cis-trans isomerase NIMA-interacting 4. Gene Ontology annotation, biological process: rRNA processing. The transcript has 5 exons. Gene Ontology annotation, molecular function: DNA binding; peptidyl-prolyl cis-trans isomerase activity. Bases 170 to 610 code for a protein of 146 amino acids. The record is from RefSeq and is a predicted model, not a curated record. NCBI's taxonomy places the organism in Eukaryota, Viridiplantae, Streptophyta, Magnoliopsida, Poales, Bromeliaceae.
CCAUUAAAUACCGCCGCACAAAAUUAUGUGUAGACUAAAAAUCCUGGAAACGGGCGAAGAGAGAAGGAACGAAGUCGAAGCCAAAAGUCACCCAACCCAUCUCCUCCUACUCUCCAAUUCUCAACCCCUUCGAUCUCCACUCGUUUACUAAGGAAGCUUCUAGAAGGAGAUGGGGAAAGACUCGACGGCGAAGGAGCCAUCAGGAAAGGGCAAGGGGAAGCAGGCUGCCGCCGGGGGCGAAGAGAAUGCUUCGAAGGGUAAAGGGAAGGGCGGCAAGGCGGCCGAUGGUCUCGGCACCUGCACUUAUGUCAAAGCUAGGCAUAUUUUAUGUGAAAAGCAAGGGAAGAUUAAUGAGGCCUACAAGAAGCUGCAAGAUGGUUGGCUAAACAACGGAGACAAAGUUCCUCCUGCUGAGUUUGCCAAAAUAGCAGCAGAAUAUUCAGAAUGCCCAUCAGGAAAGAAAGGGGGUGAUCUUGGGUGGUUUCCCAGAGGGAAAAUGGCUGGCCCUUUUCAGGAUGUUGCUUUUAGCACAGCUGUGGGAGCUACCAGUGCUCCGUUCAAGUCUACGCAUGGCUACCAUAUUAUCCUAAGCGAGGGGCGGAAAAACUGAUUUCUGUUUCGCCUUCCUAAACUCUGUGGACAAUGUGGUGACCUGUCAAGGAAGCACAGGAAUCUAGUAAAAUUCGAAGGACAAGCCUUUGUUCUUUAAGAUCUAAUAAGCAGAGGAAUCUUUGGUGUAACCUUCUAAGGGGAUUUGAACUUGUCUAAGUAUUAUUUGGCGUGGUUUUGCUGUAAAGUGUGUUUGGUGCAAGUAACUUCAUGUAUGUUUGCAUCCUUGCUAUGUAAUUUGAAGGAAUCGAGACUUGUGGCAUUUCAAUCAGAGUUUUUCAUUUGAUAAAA